Molecule: messenger RNA, 2073 nt
Organism: Talaromyces amestolkiae
Lineage: Eukaryota; Fungi; Ascomycota; Eurotiomycetes; Eurotiales; Trichocomaceae
Exons: 4
Coding region: 1-2073 (690 amino acids)
Biological process (GO): DNA-templated transcription; regulation of DNA-templated transcription
Molecular function (GO): DNA binding; zinc ion binding; DNA-binding transcription factor activity, RNA polymerase II-specific
Source: RefSeq, a predicted model, not a curated record
AUGAAUCCCUUAAUCGUAAAACUAAGCUGCGAUGAAUGCCGCCAACGCAAGACAAAAUGCGACAAGGGCUCCCCGUGUUCAGCCUGCAAACAUGCAGGAACGAAUUGCACAACUGUUCAACGUGCGCGCCAUCCUCGAGGGCGAAGUGGGAAUACCAAGAAGAAGACGGUGCUUGAAACGAGGGUGGCUCAGCUAGAAGAUCUGGUCAAGCAACUAGGGACGCAAAUAGAGAGGAACAAUGACAAUAGUGCGAUGGAUGCGUCAAAGUCGGAUUCUGAUCAGACUGUUCCGUUGCCAAUACCUAUCAAGGCUAAUGCAAUGCUGGCGAAGGAUUUCUUUGCGAAACUCUCUUAUGAGGUAGCGGGUAUCAGAGAAGUUCUUGACGACCCUUCCGAAGACAACGGCAGUUAUUUGUCAUCGGAACCUUCAGCAAAAUCUGGACCCAGCUCAGACACAUCCCCAACUUCAAUACUGUUUGGUUAUCAACCACAUAUAAGCGAUGAUGAACUAGUAGCGCCAGUGGCUGAUAAUGUCAGAGAAACCCUCCUAAAUAUCUAUCAUGAUCGCGUUGACUGCCUGUUCAAAGCAACCUACUGGCCUGCAGCCGAGACUGCCAUUAUCCAAAGGUAUGAAGAAUUGAAAAAAGGCACGCCUUGCAUGGUGCGUCCUGUCGAGCGUGCUAUUUACUUCAUGGCAGUAUGUGCCAUGACUGAGAGCGAGUGCGAAGCCAUGCUUUCCGAAAGUCGAAGCAAUCUCAUCUAUCGACACAGGCGAGCUGUGGAAAUUGCCUUGGCUCGCUCGGAUUUUUUAACGAAUCCUGAUAAGCUUGCUCUGCAGGCUUUUGUUCUCUACUUGAUGGGACUAAGGGUCUGCCAGCAGUAUGCUUUGUCCUGGUCAUUACUGGCAUUAGCCAUCAGGGUUGGAAAUGCCCUAGGUCUUCCCCUAACAGAACCGGGUAAUCCAGUAUCCGUUGGCGACGACUUGAAAACGCGCCUUUGGUAUUGUAUCGGCAUGCUGGAUUCGCAAACUUCGAUUGAUCGUGGCACCAGACCCAUGAUGACCCUCAAGGACUUUCAGAGAAAACCGUUACUCGUCAAUCAUGACGCUGGCAAAUACGCACCCCCUCUCAAGCGCCAGGAUUUAACACAUGACAUGUCAUUUUCACACGUGAUACAUGAAGCUACUGUAUGUUCGAGGACAUUGAUGGAAUUCCCGCCGGAUACAGCCGGUACAUGGGAGACCUGGGAUAAGAAGCUUCAAAUCGUAUCAGAUUUCGAGAUAUAUAUUCGACAAUACUGCUCUAGACUUGAGUGCCCCUCGCAUGACUUUCAACGCUUCGUGCAGUUCACCGCCGAGGACAUCGUGCUGAACAUGCAACUCCUCCUUCGAAGACCAAUGUUUCCCAGCAAAACCAGCCCCUUCCCGCCGUGGGACAAAUUUGAUGUUCUCAAAGUCACUACGGAAAUUAUUGAGAGGACUCUGUGGAAAGCUACUGAUAGUGCCUUUGCGCCAUGGGCAUGGCUCUCCAAGACGUGGCUCAAGUGGCAGGUUUUGGCAGUUUUGCUUGCAGAGCUGUGCACACCCCGCUAUGGCGAACUUGGCGAUCGGGCUUAUGCGGUUGCAAAAGAAGGGUUUGAUUACUGUUCUGCGUUGAUGGUAGAGACGGAUCUUGCAACAGUGCUGAAACCCCUUGCGAAGUUGAUGUCUAGAGUACUUGAGGUCCGGACUAGAAUGUUGAGUGAGCAGCAUAUCCACGGUGGAGUUUUAAACGUGUCAAGUGCCACAGGAACGAACACGUUGAGUCAGUUCAAUUCGGUGGGAAACACUUCAUUCUCUCUAUUUCCAACCGGCGUAUCGGAUUUGACAGGCUUGCCAUAUAUUGAUAACACCAAUGGUGCCGGUGUAUAUCUCAGCACCGAUCAAUUCACGCAAGCUGCAUCAUAUAUGAAUGGCGAUCUGAGUGCUGAUGCAUCUUGGCUUAAUUGGAACGUUUUUCUUGGAGAGAUGGGUGAUCCUUGGACGAUCGACCCCAACCCGGAAUACUAUAAUGGCACGAACACGUCGACAUUAUGA